UCCGAGUUCGAACCCACACCCCUUCACGUACUAGCUGUUCCUUGCCCCGUGCUCCGCAGAUCGAUUGUUGCCGGUGUCCAGUCGCGGACUCGUGUACCCGGUUUCCUCCCUGCCCGGCUCAAGCCCUGACGGCCGCCUCGUCCCUGGCCCGGGAUCGCGCUGCCAGGCCGAUCUCCCGCAGGAGCAGGCGGUGCGUGGGCGUGCUGAACCGGGGAGGCGUGGCCCGAGCCGCGGCGGACACAGGCUGGGUCUGCCUGGCCUCCUCCUGCCCCGUGGGCGGCUCAGACCAUGUCACCCGAAGAAUGGACAUAUCUAGUGGUUCUUCUAAUCUCCAUCCCCAUCGGCUUCCUCUUUAAGAAAGCUGGACCUGGGCUGAAGAGAUGGGGGGCAGCAGCCGUAGGCCUUGGGCUCACCUUGUUCACCUGUGGCCCCCACACUUUGCAUUCUCUGAUCACCAUCCUUGGGACCUGGGCCCUUAUUCAGGCCCAGCCCUGCUCCUGCCAUGCUCUGGCUCUCGCCUGGACCUUCUCCUAUCUCCUGUUCUUCAGAGCCCUCAGCCUGCUGGGCCUGCCCACUCCCACGCCCUUCACCAAUGCUGUCCAGCUGCUGUUGACACUGAAGCUGGUGAGUCUGGCUAGUGAAGUCCAGGACCUGCAUCUGGCCCAGAGGAAGGAAAUGGCCUCGGGAUUUAGCAAGGAGCCUACCCUGGGGCUGCUGCCAGACGUUCCUUCCUUGAUGGAGACACUCAGCUAUAGCUACUGCUAUGUGGGAAUCAUGACAGGCCCGUUCUUCCGCUACCGCACCUACCUGGACUGGCUAGAGCAGCCCUUCCCGGAGGCCGUGCCCAGCCUGCGGCCCCUGCUGCGCCGCGCCUGGCCGGCCCCGCUCUUUGGCCUGCUCUUCCUGCUGUCUUCCCAUCUCUUCCCUCUGGAGGCCGUGCGUGAGGAUGCCUUCUACGCCCGCCCGCUGCCCGCCCGCCUCUUCUACAUGAUCCCGGUCUUCUUCGCCUUCCGCAUGCGCUUCUACGUCGCCUGGAUUGCGGCCGAGUGCGGCUGCAUUGCCGCUGGCUUCGGGGCCUACCCCGUGGCUGCCAAAGCCCGGGCCGGGGGUGGCCCCACCCUCCAAUGCCCACCCCCCAGCAGUCCGGAGAAGGCGGCUUCCCUGAAGUAUGACUAUGUGACCAUUCGCAACAUCGACUGCUACAGCACAGACUUCUGCGUGCGGGUGCGGGACGGCAUGCGGUACUGGAACAUGACGGUGCAGUGGUGGCUGGCACAGUAUAUCUACAAGAGUGCGCCUACCCGCUCCUAUGUCCUGAGGUGAGGGAGCCCCGUACACAUCCAGGAUGGCAGAGAACUACAUUUUUAUACCAGCAGCAUCCUGUAGCUUCCCUGCCUGAGUCCUUGCCACCAAGGCUCAUGGGAGUUGUAGUUUCCUAGGCAUAUGCUGGGAUAAAUUGUUCCCACUCUCUGGGCCUAAGGUCAUCCUUCCUCAGAAACAGUGUACUGGGUCCUGUGGACUCAGUUGCUACUCUUUCCACAAUUUUGGUUCUGUAGGUUACUGAGAGGAAUGAGUUGGCUUCUUGGUUUCUGCAAAUUUUAAAUGAGAUUCACCUGUUUUAUAGUUUGAGCGGAGGAUUAAGUGAGAAAAAGUAUGAAAUGUACUUAAUAUGAGGCUUGACAGGUAAGCAUUCACUAUGUAAUAGCUUUUAAUAUUUUUCAUUCUUCCACAUUAUGCGUGUGUGUGUGUGGUGCUGGGGAUCAAAUUUAGGGUCUUGCAAAUGCUAGGCAGCUGCUCUACCACUGAACUAAAUCCCCACCCUCCUCCGGUGUUUCUCGAAUGAAGACUGUGCUAGUCAUUAUUAACUUUACAGUCGUCAGAAGUGAGAACUCUCUCUUUUAAGAAGCUAUCCCUGAACUCACCGUGUAGCCCAAGCUAGCCUCAUACUUGAGAUCCUCCUGCCUCAGCCUCCUGAAUGCUGGGGUUACAGUUGUGCUCUACCAAACCCGGCAGAAGUGGAAACAUUUUAAAGAUAAGGAGACUGAGGCUCAGAGGGGUUAGGUAACUUCCCAGUUGUCCCUCAGCCUUCCCAAAGCCACCUGGUGAGAGCAGGAUACACUAGUCAAGAGCUCUACCACUUGAGCUACCCUCCCAGCCCUAUGGAGUACUUAUUGCUGCAGCUCUAGAGCUAGAUUUGUCUGGCAGGCUAGGACUUGUGGUUCAAAGAUCCACUCAACUGUGAGCCAAGCAUGGUAGCAUAAACCUGCAAUCCCAGCAUUUUUAUGAA
Messenger RNA from Castor canadensis (American beaver), 2287 nucleotides. RefSeq names its product membrane bound acylglycerophosphatidylinositol O-acyltransferase MBOAT7 (gene Mboat7). Lineage: Eukaryota; Metazoa; Chordata; Mammalia; Rodentia; Castoridae. Gene Ontology annotation, cellular component: membrane; mitochondria-associated endoplasmic reticulum membrane contact site. Gene Ontology annotation, molecular function: lysophospholipid acyltransferase activity. Gene Ontology annotation, biological process: lipid modification; phosphatidylinositol biosynthetic process. The record is from RefSeq and is a predicted model, not a curated record.